AUGAUACUCAGUCAAAUAAACGGAAUAACAGUACGCGUAAUGGAGGAGAGCGACUACGGAAUUGUGAAACCCUUCAUGAAGGACUACUUCCAUUACGACGAGCCCAUGGGCAUGGACCUCGAAGAGGAAAUUCAUCUACUGAACGAGGCAGAAGUGGACAGGGAAUACCUGUCGGUGAUCAACCAGGGUCUCUCCAUAGUGGCAUUCGAUAAAAACAACCGAAAUCUUCUCGUUGGCAUCGCGGUGGCCGAGGAAAUGGACCCCUAUAUAAUGGCCAAGCAGCACAAGGAAGCCGAGGAAAUGGAGCCAAAUGCCUUGGGUCGAAGCCGUAAGAUGAUAGCCAAAGUGGAGCGGGACGCCAGGAUCUUCGAACGCUGCGGAGUCUCCAAAUACCUGAGUUUAUUAGUCAUCUCCGUUCACGCCUCGAUGAGGGGAAAUGGUCUGUUGACCCACCUUAGCGUUUGUCUAUUCGAAUUGGGUCGUUCCCGGGGAUUCCCUCUGUUCAUUGGCUCCAGCACCAGUUACUACUCCGCCCGGACGGCGAUGAAUGGAGGGCUCGAGUGCAUUCACUCACAGGCAUAUGCCGACUACAAGGACGAUCAAGGACGUCCGAUCUACAAUCCACCAGCUCCACACACACAUAUCCGGGUCCUGGCUGCUAAGCUUUAA
Molecule: messenger RNA, 669 nt
Organism: Drosophila takahashii
Lineage: Eukaryota; Metazoa; Arthropoda; Insecta; Diptera; Drosophilidae
Source: RefSeq, a predicted model, not a curated record